Molecule: messenger RNA, 1419 nt
Organism: Coffea eugenioides
Lineage: Eukaryota; Viridiplantae; Streptophyta; Magnoliopsida; Gentianales; Rubiaceae
Exons: 6
Coding region: 363-1016 (217 amino acids)
Source: RefSeq, a predicted model, not a curated record
AGCCAAGAAACCUCAAAACACAUCUUCUGUUUCUCUCUUAGCUAUUCCACAAAAACAACACUUAAAAACACCCCAGCCACCACCACCUGGUAUCUAUAUGCAAUUUGUUGCAACUUCCCACGACCAAAAUCCCAUCUUUCUCAGUUUCUGUUCCUUGUAUGAGGGGGCCUUCAUUUUAGGUGUUCGGGACAUCGUUUGCAAGUGUAUUUACAGAUCCUGAGGUGGGUGCUGUAUUUUAAUUCUACCUUACAUCUUUGUGCUCUCGGGUGUUGCUAGUGCAGAUACAUCUAUCCAUUAUUAGAAAGGGGCAAAAGGGAUUGCUGCUGAGAAGAAAAUAAAAUACCACGAAUACAGAGAGAGAGAUGGAUAGAUUACAGUGGGGAAAUAGGAAGAGGCUGAGAUGUGUGAAGGUCAAAGACAAGAACAACUCAUCAUCAGCAGCGUCAACUUCCAUCAAUGGAAAAUCAGAUGGUGCUGUUGUGGUCAAGAAGAAAAUCACAUCUCGCUUUGCUGAUAGCUGUAACAACAACAACAAAGAAGCACAACCUCAGCAUAAUGCUUCUCUUCCUCCUCUUCCUUCUCCCCAUCGCAUCAACAACAGGGAUUUAGGAAUGAGUAGAUCCAAUGGCAACGAGAAUCGCAAGGCAUCAAUGUCAUUGUCUCCUGAGAAAGAAGACCGGUAUUACACGACGAGGGGAUCGGUUGGUUUGGACGAGAAUCAUAAGAUGUUUGUGGAUGCUAAGGAGGAGAAGAAAAAGUUUGUUUGGCCAAAACUACUAGUAACACUCUCAAAUAAAGAGAAAGAGGAAGAUUUUAUGGCUAUGAAAGGGUGUAAACUGCCUCAAAGACCUAAGAAAAGGGCCAAGCUAAUACAGAAAACUUUGCUCUUGGUGAGUCCUGGUACGUGGUUGUCAGAACUGUGCCAAGAGCGGUAUGAAGUCAGAGAGAAGAAGACUUCUAAAAAGAAACCUAGGGGACUGAAGGCCAUGGGAAGCAUGGAAAGCGAUUCCGAAUGAUUCUUGAAAUUCUUGUUCCAACUUUGAAUUUUGAAUUGUGAAAGUGCUACUACACUAGCAGCAGCAGGAGUGAGGGUGACCCAAAGAGACCAAUCAAUGAAUUGUUUCAAGGCUGUAAAAGAAAUUGGCAGAGCAGAGGUGGCGGAUUGCAUUGUAUUAAUGGGAAAUGAAAACUUUGAUGCUCUUUUGUUGAACCUUUGAUGAUGGUAGAAUGCUGUUUCUUCUUCAUUUCGAGGCGGGUGAAUCAUGAAUGGUUGUGGAUCUUCCCUUCCUCAUCCCUGUACAAAUACAGCCAGCACCUUUUUUUUUUCUCUUCAAUAUGCUGAAGGGUCAUCUCCACAGCUGUUGUUGACCUCUUCCCAAUAUCUUUCACAGCAAUCAAAACUUGUCUGUUGCUACAUUC